UAGGUGUUUGCUUUCAAUAUGGCGUCRAAUGUCGGUAGAAUGGGUUUUCGUUCAGGCUCACCCUCUUUCCUGGUUAUUGGUCURUCGUUAGUUAUAGUUGUUUUAUUGUAUAGUUAUUGGAGUGUUUCAUCCCGCAAUAGUAUGCUACUAAAGGACCAGACAUUUUUUCAAGAUCGUUUGCGAACGUUAACAAGUCAGAAGUCUAAAGUUGAACAGAAAUAUAUUGCRGCUCGAUCACAGAUGACAGACGUGGAACAAGCGAAACGAAAACUAGAAGCAAAAGACUUAUCUUCCUCUAAAAAACAGUCACAACUAGACUCCAAGAUAAAAGAGCUUGAAAAUGAGCUACAAGCGGCAAAAGAAAGAUUUCGAACAGCCCAACAACAAGGGGAAAAGAGCAAAUCUGAACUCACAAAACUAAAGAUUGGCAUUGAAGCAACUAAGAAAAAAUUCCAAGACAUGAAAGGUAAAGCCAGCUCAAUGAUGGAACUGCAUCAAAACCUACAGGAAAAGCUGAGACUUCAAUCUCAAGAGCUUUUGACAGUUAAAAAUGAAAAGGAGAUGCUAAAAGUCCAAUUGGAGCAAAUCCAAGAGUCUUCCCAACAUCAAAAUAAAGAAUUUAAACCCAAAAUAAAUGUAGAAGGGCAGAGUAAAGAAGASCAGAAUGAGAAGAAGAAGCCAGUCAAGAAAACCAUAAAGCAGUUAGUGCAAAAAACAUCACAGAAACCAGUUGUUCAACCAUCUCUCUCAUUGGAGGGAGAGCAAGGAUCACCUAAAGAUCAUCUGACACCUGGUAAGGGGAGGUUCUCAAGCAUUACAAAGAAGUUUCAUAAAUUAGAUAGAAAACAAAAGCUCCCUGGUUUAAAAAGCAUUGCCAAUGUUCAACAGAGAGAAGACCCCACAUUAAAUAUCACUAAAACAACUUUAAAAUUUAAUGCCACAAACAAAGCCAAUGUAAACAUGCAAAACAACACAGCCACGCCAAGUCUUAAUGCUUCCAUCAAUGCCACCGCAAGRGAAGGGAUGCAACACUACAUUAAUGGCACUGUAAAGCCAGGCAAGAAAUCACRACAAUUUAAUACUAGUAAUACUAUAAAGAAGAGUUUAAUUUCCCUGAAAACUAUAAAUGCGAAUACAACCGCAGGGUCUGUUCUUGCAGCCUCGACAAGUGUUUCAACAAAAGCAAAUGAAGAAAGUACAAAGGAACCAGCAGAGCAAACAAAUGAAAAUCCAACUACAACUUCCAAGACAGAUUCYCAUAGUCAWGAGCAGAGUACCGAGGAGGGAAGGAAUGCGGAGGAUAUAAAGGAGGASGAAAAGAAGGAAGAUGAAAACAAAGAGGAGGACGAAAACCAAGAAGAUGAUCCAAUACUGAGGCACCCGAUGGCAAGAAACAGSAAUUUUGGAAAACCUUUUGGAAUGGAGCAUAGAAGACGKCUCCCUCAAGAGGAAUAAAGCCACAACUAUURAUAUGAGUAGAAAACCAUCKAAGAAAAACUGGUAAAAUUCCACAAAAUUCCAAAAGUGGGGAUUUUUGAUAGUUUUAACAUAACUAUUCUUGAAAUAUGAAAACACAACAUGUUUCUUUUAAUGUAAAUUUCCAUCCCAUAGUGGGAAGUGUCAACCCUUCUCAAUCAAGGAUGCUAGCGUGUGGACUUAUGGCUUCUCGCUGUAUCAAAGCACACAUGUGCUAUACAUGAGACAAYCAAUAUCAAAUACAUGUAGWUAGCUACCAAAAUAGUGCAAAAUGAUCAUWCCUUUGCUUCAUUUUGUCUAAUCUACACUUUUUAGUAGUAAUAUUUCACUGCUGUAUAUCGUUUGCGCUCUACAUUUUAGCAUUUUACAUACUCUGAGUGAUUUUGAAAGAAAAUUUGUAUUUCUUGAACAGACAAUGAAUAUUCWUGUGUGUAAGAAACAAUCAGAAACUUGAGCUAUCGAUUGAAUUUCAUGGGUUUUGUGUAUUCACUCGCUAUAAAAAAGCAUUUKGUUUUGUUAAAGUGUUAUCAGAGAAAGUUUUCUUUCUGUCUGUAAAAAAGAAGCACAAAACGUCCUCUCCUUGCUGUGYAAUUGUUUGUAAAAAWYUAGCAAGGUGCUGGUAAAUAGUGCUGGAUAUUGCAAUAAUAAUACUCUUGUUUUAUAACAUUAAAUUAUUUAAGCUACCGUAUUUAGUAAUCUUACGUUACACAUCAUGUCAUUAACACCAUUUUGGAUGAUGAACAAAGUCCAUUGCAUGGGCAGGGAUGGCACUCAGGGCUGUCCCAACAUUUUUGAGCCAUGUGUCCUGUUCUCAAGACUGCAAAAUCUCCAGUUUUUUUUUAGAAAAUGGAAAAUCUUUAUGUUUUAAGUAUAUAUAACAUUAAAAAUGAAACCUGAUUUGUGCAUGAAUUGCCAAAGUGAGAUACUGAUGAAUAUUUUUGGGGUUCGACAUUCUGAAAAUGUUCACAAAAUGGGGGAUUUAUCAAUCUCAAGAUACAUGAUUCUUMCUUGAGGUUGACACUCCUGCAGUGGCACAUUUAAAGGGUUUGGGGGAGGGGAGGGCUUAGGAGGGGAUUCACAGUUAAAUGUGAUGUCAUCAAUGUCAUGUGUCGACAUAAUAAGAGUCUUAGAUGUAAUGACACGUCAAUGACAACUCCACUGCAUGAAAUUCUGCAUGGUUUUGUUCAUUCAUCUAAAAUGGCACAGACAACUUUGUUCUUGAUAAUUGCUGGGUCAGCCCAAUAAUGUUAGUUUUUUUUGCAGACUUUAUAAGUUUUAGGGAUGUUUUAACCAAAACUAAUGAGGUCUGCAAAGGAAGAAUGUAUGCACUUGAUUCAUUGAUAAAACGUUGUCCAGUUCCAAAAGUUUACAUCAUCAAAGCCUACAAUUGAGCAUGGGAAAGCAAAUUCUAUGAGUAUAACAGUGAUUCAGUGCUGGAAGAUUGCCUGCACUAAUUAAAAAGACCUUUUUUUACACAGAAUGUAUAGCGUAACUAGUUUAGGGAAAUAUGAUUUGAAUUUCUGUUGCAGCUUAGCUUUUAUGAUAUCKCAUUUGGAUGACCUGGCAACAUUUCUUUCAAUUAGGGUGUAUUGUUCGAACUAAAUUACACUUAUUAAAGUACAACUUAUGAACAUAAUUAUCAUAGGAAUCUGUAAUUAUCAUUGUAUCUCAGAUAAGAAACGCUGUCUAUAUGCUUAAAAUAACUCAUGUUGAAUCAUUUCAUUAAAAAUUGUAAAUGCA
This is a messenger RNA of Exaiptasia diaphana, 3216 nucleotides long. Its product is annotated as protein CASC4. The transcript has 6 exons. The record is from RefSeq and is a predicted model, not a curated record. Bases 19 to 1455 code for a protein of 478 amino acids. Lineage: Eukaryota; Metazoa; Cnidaria; Anthozoa; Actiniaria; Aiptasiidae.